UUUGGACAAUUCCACCCAAAUCCCCAAACAACACUAAAAAUGACAGAAAAUGUGUCAACAGAAGCGCUCCACAAAAGGCCUUGGAAAUAUGUCGGCUAUCGCGGUUUUUGCGACUUUGUAGUAUCUGACAACGACUUCUUCGUCCUACGACGCUUCAGCCAACUUACCGCAAGGGUACUGUUAGCGCUUCAAGACGAGCUCUCUGAACUAGAAGAGCAGCUGCAGCUUCUCGAAAAUCACCUUUCGGAUCCAGCAUCUCCAGAUGUCCACAACGGUUCCUUACGAGAAGAGACCUCGGAGACGAGACUGGAGCUGAUUCGAGAGAUCGACAAGAAGCUCCGAGCAUACAACGAACUCGUAAUUCAGCAUUCCGAGGUCCGAUCUCGUCCCCGAGUGCCGGAAAAGGACAUUUCGAGCAUCUCGAACUGGUUCCACAACUAUGAGAACGCGAUUCACCCACCUGAGACCUCCUACAUACACUCCCACGGCGACCUGUUUGCCGUUGUUCCAAAGAAUAAAACACCUCUUCGCCGUCUUCUUGAGCAAUCCUCGCAUUUCAGGCUAUGGAAGCUGUGGAAGAAAGCCCCAAAGAUUCAAGAUGAAAAUAUCCACUAUACAUCUGAUCAACGAAUCGACUUCUUCGUUGGCAUGAUCAACACCACCCUUGGGCUGAUAAUGCUGAUCGUUCCUCUCUGGCUACUCGCUUUCGUGGGUAAGACUGUGAACCGGCUGGCUAUAAUCACGGCCUUCCUUGUCUGCUUUUUGUCCUUAGUAACGUUCACGACGAUCGCGAGACCUUUCGAAAGCCUAGGGGCUACUGCGGCGUAA
Lindgomyces ingoldianus is the source of this 828-nucleotide messenger RNA. RefSeq lists its product as uncharacterized. NCBI's taxonomy places the organism in Eukaryota, Fungi, Ascomycota, Dothideomycetes, Pleosporales, Lindgomycetaceae. The transcript is spliced from 2 exons. Bases 40 to 828 code for a protein of 262 amino acids. The record is from RefSeq and is a predicted model, not a curated record.